This is a messenger RNA of Cuscuta epithymum, 1034 nucleotides long. Lineage: Eukaryota; Viridiplantae; Streptophyta; Magnoliopsida; Solanales; Convolvulaceae. The record is from the annotation of a GenBank genome assembly.
GGAUUACUUGAUGCUUUUUACAACUUUCUCCAUUCCUUUAAAAUUGUUCAUUUUUUUUAGUUUUUUAUUAAAUUAUUUUUUUAAAAUUCGAUAAAACUUACUCCGUAUAUGGAGAUGGAAAAUUCGCUGUGUACACCCCGGUUUACACACCGGUGUACACAGCACAAAAAGCCCCACCCCCACCCCUUUGUAACCGUAUAACCCCCACCCUCUCUCCCCUCUUAAUUUUUUUUCCGUCUCUCCCUCCCCUGCACAGAGAAGAAAUUGUCUGCUGCGAAAAUCUUUCGUCUGUAACUAUUCUCUCUCUCUCUGAAGAGGUGAUCGAGCUUUUGCAGCGGCCAUGGAAGCUAGUAAGACGUAUUGCGGCGCCGACGAAGUUGGCCUGGGCUGGACAUUUGAGGAUAUAUUCGGUCCGAGUCCCGGGGACACGCCAGUGGCGAUGGAAAGCUUUGAAGAUGCGACAGAAUUCAUGAGGCAAGGGCAUGAAGAGGCAGAAACAACGGCGAUGAAGGGUGCGACAGAAGGUGAUGAAGGGAUGGCCGAUGGGAAAACUGUGGAUGCUGAGCAAGAUGCAUACAGAAAUAAUAAUGAGGAAGAAGAUGUUGAUGCGGUUGUUCCUGAAGUGGGCAUGAAGUUUGACAGCACUGAGGUCGUUUAUGAGUUUUACAAAAAAUAUGGUAGAAGGAUAGGAUUUCCGGUUAGAAAAAGAACAUCAACGAAGGAUAGAAAAGGCGACGUAGUGUCAAUAGUAAUAGAGUGCUCACAGGAAAAACCGUUUGAAGGGGCCUCUGGAAAAGGGGAAAACGAAGUCAAAGGCUAGUGGGCGUAAUAAACGAAAGGCAGCGGACACUGCUGUUGAAGAGGGAUGCGCUGAUCAACAUGGUGUUGGUGUAGUCAACAAUACUAUGACAUUACACUUUCAGGACGGAUUAGAUUUAAAUCUUACUCUUUUUUGAAUGUAGUAUAUGAUUGGAAUGAUUUACAUCCUUGUUUAUGGAAUGUUGUAAACAAAAUUACUAUUAUGUGAAGGUAGG